AUGAAGUGCAUAAUUGAUACUGACCCGGGCGCGGAUGAUGUGCUGGCGCUGAUUAUGGCGCUGAACAGCCCUGAAUUGGAGAUACUUGCGCUGACGACUGUGGAGGGUAACGCGAGGCUGGAGCAUACGACGGCGAACGCACUGCGGCUCCUUGCGUAUAUGGGGCGGUCGGAUAUUCCGGUGUAUGAGGGUGAGUCCAUGCCGUUAGAGGGUGAGUUUCAUCAUGCCUACGAGGUGCAUGGAACGGACGGCCUGACCGUGCGAUUGCCGGAUACUGAGGUCGUUCCCGCAGACGGGAAUGCGGUGGACUUUAUUAUUGAGACCGCGCUAGCGUCGCCGGGCGAGGUAACGCUGUUCGCGCUGGGGCCCUUGACGAAUGUGGCAAGGGCGCUGAUUCGGGAGGAGCGGCUGAAGGAUGCUUUGAAGCGGGUGUAUGUGAUGGGCGGUACGGGCGGUUCUUCGGGGAAUGUUACUCCAUACGCGGAGUUCAACAUUUAUGACGAUCCACAUGCGUCGAAUGUGGUAUUCGGGUCGGGCGCGCCUGUCACGCUGCUUGGGCUAAAUAUAACCCGUCAGACUUCGAUUGCGCGGGACGAUGAGAACUGGUUCACCGGCGAGACUCCCGGAGAAAGGCUGGCGGCUCGGAUUCUGGAGAACUGGUUCGAACUGGGGCAGGGAGAGAGGCGGCGGUUUAGCAUGCAUGACCCGGUUACGAUAAUGGCCUCGCUGAGGCCUGAGCUGAUACGGACGCAGGCGGCAACGCUGACGGUGGAGACGAAGGGAGAGCAUGUAGGCGAGAUUACUGCUGACUACGCAAACGGCGGUAGCGUGGAUGUGGCGGUAGAGGUGGGAAGCGAGGAGGCGCUGGCGUUUAUGCGGGGGUUGUUGAGGGGGUGA
Messenger RNA from Geodia barretti, 897 nucleotides. NCBI's taxonomy places the organism in Eukaryota, Metazoa, Porifera, Demospongiae, Tetractinellida, Geodiidae. The record is from the annotation of a GenBank genome assembly.